GGACUGUCUCCAGCUGCCGCGCAGCAAUAGCGACCCGCCAAUCCUGUCAAGCUGCCGGCCGGGACACCCAGUGAACUGCCGGGAGGACUGCACCAGCAGCCGGGUCUCGGGAGUCGUCCAUCUGAUCACACUCUACGGACUAACCUCUGUCUCAGCUGGAUGGAAGCGGACGGGUUCGUUUCCAUGGAGACAGCGGUAGUGGACAGCCGGGUAUCAGGCGCUGCAGCCGGAGCAGAGCUCCGCUGGCUGGGCGGCAGGAUGCUGGACACCUCGGGGGGGUUCACCGGCUCUCUCUCAGCGGAACAGGACUUCUCCUCUCCGGUGAAGCACCGAGCAGCUCCGGACAGCUUGACCUCCUCCUCCUUGGAGCAGGAAGCGGACUAUGAGGGUCUGCCUCAGGGAGCCGCUACCAGCACUCACAUGCUGGCUGGAUCUGUAGCGGGAAUCAUGGAGCACUGCCUCAUGUACCCGGUCGACUGCGUCAAGACCCGCAUGCAGAGCCUGCACCCUGAGCCAGGAGCGCGCUACAGGAAUGUGAUGGACGCCCUGCGGCAGAUUGUGCGGACGGAGGGCGUGUGGCGGCCGAUCAGAGGUGUGAAUGUGCUGGCGGUGGGGGCGGGGCCCGCCCACGCUCUCUACUUUGCGUGCUACGAGAAGAUCAAGUUCUCGCUCAGUGACGCCAUUCACCCUGGAGCCAACAGCCACUUUGCAAAUGGAGCGGCGGGCUGCAUGGCCACAGUGCUGCACGACGCCGUCAUGAACCCAGCCGAAGUUGUGAAACAGCGAAUGCAGAUGUUCAACUCUCCGUACCGAGGCGUGCUUCACUGUAUGGGGUCUUUGUUGAGGCACGACGGCCCGGCCGCUUUCUACCGCAGUUACACCACCCAGCUGACCAUGAACGUGCCCUUCCAGGCGCUCCACUUCAUGACCUACGAGUACCUCCAGGAGCUCCUCAACCCCCACAGACAGUACAACCCUUCCUCCCACGUCGUGUCGGGCGCGCUGGCCGGAGCCCUGGCCGCCGCUGCCACCACUCCCCUCGACGUCUGCAAGACCCUCCUCAACACGCAGGAGGCUCAGGCCAUACAUGUGAUCCAGGCCGAGUCCGCGACGGCAGCCGGAGCCGUCGGAGCGGCCGCCGCGUCGGCCACCGGCAGCCGCUACAUCUCCGGUCUUGGCGAGGCUUUUCGGACGGUUUACAGGAUGGGUGGCGUGCCGGCCUUCUUCAAAGGCGUCCAAGCCCGGAUCAUCUACCAGAUGCCCUCCACGGCCAUCAGCUGGUCCGUCUACGAGUUCUUCAAAUACAUCAUCACCAAGCGGCAGCAUGAGAGACGGCUGCGUGGAGAUCGGGACGGCGACAAAUAAACACCCGGCUGUAGGAUUAGGUAUCAGAUAUCAACACAAAGGUUUAAUGAUCACGGUUAUCCGUAUUGAUCACCAAACAUCUGAAGGUUUCAAGAGCUCCAGAAUUUAAGAUUCUUUGAGCAAAAUGUAAUUUAGUUUCCGGAGAUGUAUGAAGCACGUCCUGAUCUGUUUCCUAGCAGGUGAGGACAGGUCAUGAGUAUUUCAUUAUUAGAUGAGGAGAUGACGAAAUGUCCAUCAGUACCCAUCGGUAAGAAAAGGGCCUUGAAUUAACUGACAGGAAGUUCUCUAAACUCGCCCAACUAUAACCUGACGCUUUAACUAUUUUUCAUUUUAGUGUUCAACUUGACAAACUGUCUGUGUUGGCUGUGAAAAAGCUUACUAUUCAUGGAGCCUGGUAACGCACAGUAACACAGUAAAAGCAAAGUUGAAUUUGGCCUUUUGAACAAAGAAUUGCUCACUUCCUCUCCUUCCUCUUGUUAGUGUUGAGACAGUUUAGUUUUGGCCCUGAACUCAAGCACAUUGGAUUAAAGAAAACAAUGACUCUGAGGUUAAAGAGCCGACUUUGAGCGUUGAUUUGCUGGUGUUUACGUUCACUUCCAAUGAAGUGUGUAGAAACUGUAGCAUGUUUUAUACAUACCCCCCAAAAGGAUGAAAAGGGCUAGAGAUCCUACUUUAACCUCAUAGUUACAAUGCACUGUGUUUGAGUACAGAGACAUCCCUAUUCAAGUACUUAAAGCUGGGGAGGCCGUUUGUUUUUGGUGUUAUUGGGCAAAAAUUUCACAAGAACCUUUUCAGCAUAUUGUGAGUCAAGUGGUAACUCCUCUGGGGAGGCAGGUUUCUGGAGAAGUAAAAAAAAAAAUGCCAGCAUUUCAAAAUCCAGCCGGCAUCCUGCAGCUCUCCUGUCUGUCCUCAGCCCCUCCCACCAGACGAGCACGGGCACAUGCACGCGCUUCAUACAGUAACGAGUACUAGUCAUUUCAAACAUCAUCCCGAUUGUGAUCCCGAUGCCGUCACAUAGCGGCAAUUCCAGGAGAACUACCGUCCUGGUUUCUUUGCAAACUUGCGAUGACACACUGUGAUUGGAGGCUCUGACGAUAUCGGAGAUGGAGAGAAAGUGUUGCUAAUUGUUCAGCCUUCUGCUAACCGUAGCCGUCAUGGCUGCUCCUUAACUAACUUAACUUAACUCUGUUCCAUGCAUAGAUGAACCGCUAUCUGACCUGAUGUGUUUUAUCAGAGACUCCUGGUCUGUUUAUCAGUCAGGUAGAGAAAGAAGGAUCAGACGUGUUGCUGGUGUGAGUUCAUCCCAGCAGGAAACACUCAGACAUCGUAGCUUCAGAGAGAGAGACGUCACUACCACACUUUACGGUGUGUCGUCUUUCUAAAGACGUAUUUUCACAGUCUGAUACUUCAACAGUUUAACAACAAACUGAGACUUUCUGGAUUUGCAAAAUGAUCUUUUAAAUGUACAAACAUCAGACGUGUGAUUCAUGGACCAAUUCAAAAAUAUUCAUCUCUCCGUUGACUACCGCUCAUACUUUUUCUGAAAUAAGGUCCACCGGAAGGGGCGGGACUUUGGCUCUCUAUUAGAGAGAUGGAGAGAAAAUGAUGCUUUCACCGGGCAACUACUGCUUUAGCUACCGUAGCCGUGAGGCUAGCUCACAGCGCUAGCCGCAGCCGGGAGCAGCAGGCUAUUAGCUAACUGUUUUCUCUCCAUCUCUGAAACGCUUCGCCGAUAUUGUCUGACUCUUUUUGAUAAGUCCAUCUUUUUUUCUUUUGGGGGGGUUGCUUUGCGGUGUAGAAUAGCAACUUCUCCUGCAGGAUAUUCCGCCGUUGAAUCAGGCUUUCACCGUCUGAAGGGUCGUGCACGCACAUCUGUAUUUGUAGAACAGCCAAUAGGAACGCUCUCUCUCUCUGAAAUGACCUGUGAUUGGCCAAAGUCUUCCGUCGCUGGCUAGAUGUUCUAAAGCUUGAAAAGAGAUUAAAGAGGAGUUCUACAUUUCUGAAAGUUUCUUGAAAGGUUAUUAUUGAAUUUUUGUCCAAUGAUGCCAAAAAUAUCCUUCCUACCCCCCCGCUUUAAGACAUGUUGCCCUUCUGGAAAGUAUUACUACCAUAUGACCUUCUGACCACAGGGGGGCGCUCAGCUCCACUGCUAAACAAUGUAGAAACAGCUGGAGGGUACACCAUCAGCAAUAUCAGAUGAGUUAGAAUACAGUAACUCAGAGGAAGGAAGGUUAGUUAGGAUUUAAACUACUCAAGUAUUCAACACUUGAGUGGAUGUGAUGUAUGAGUGUGUGUGUGUGUGUGUGUUACAGUGACUGGAUGAGUGGAAGUGGACUGGAUCAAUUUCAUAGAGCUCAGCAGCGACUGACCAGAUUUGAUCUCAUCACAGCCUCACUGAGCAAAAUAACGUAGCUCUUUUUUUCCUGGUUAGCACCAGAUCACAGAUUUCUUUGAAGGACAACAUGAAACUUUAACCGUAACAUGUUGUGGCUUCAGUAUCUUUGCACCGGCUGCUUUCUAAACCACGCACAUGUGAAGGAUUGUCACUGGGUCUAGCCGUUAGAGUGGUGGUGGUGGUGGUGGUGUUCUCAUGCUGUGGUACAUUUUAAAUUUUAAACAUUUUGAGUCCUUGGUUAACAAAAUAUAAACUUGAAAUGUUCCUGUUUCACUCAGCAACGUGUUUAGAAACGAAGGAUCCUUGUUUUUAUUUUAAUACAUAUACAGUAUGUAGAAUUACGGACAGAACCAAACCAACAUGAGUAUUCACCUUUUAUGUUUAGUUUCAUUAUUAUUAUUGUUAAUACGCACAGCAUCCGAGCACUUAACAGCAACUUCUUUGUCAUUUUUAGGACAAAAAAGUAACGUUGACAUUAAAACAAGUACACAGAAUAAAGUAUUACUUGUACACACGCCUUCAGUUAGCCGCCACACAUCCAACGCACACAUCCUCGGAUAUAGAGGUGUAAUAUUGUGUUCUGAAGCCAUAAAAGAAAAUUAAAUUGUACAUAAUAUAUAUUAUAUAUAAUAAAUAUGGACAAAUAUGUAGAUCUGCCCAAACUCUCUAACCAGCUACGUUUUGAAGCUAACCUGUAUGUUGAAUUAUACAAAUAUCAAACUGCAAAGUUUUAUCAAGACUGUGCUGUAAGAAUUCAGGUGUUUGUAGAAAGUCUACAGAAUCUUCACCUGGAAGGUAACAGCAAAGGAAAAGCUGGAUUAUUCUAAAUUCGGACAAACCAUACAAGUAUGAAAUGCAUAAAGAGUAUUUAAAACUGAUUGUAGGAGUGUUGCUCGUGUGACGCCAAGUUUCAAGGUUGGGAAACCAAAGACAGAGCGAUAUAGAGAGAGAGGAAGUUGUGGUUUGUCGGAUGACGACACUAAUGUGAAAUGCUUGAAUGCUGUUUGAGAGCAACACCUGUAUUUUGUGAAUUGUAAAUAAACUCGCUAAGGCAGCUCCUCGCAGAAGCAGGGUCUUCUCUUGGUGCUGGCUCUCGAAGCGCUGAGAGAAAUC
Sebastes umbrosus (honeycomb rockfish) is the source of this 4873-nucleotide messenger RNA. RefSeq names its product mitoferrin-2-like. Bases 160 to 1365 code for a protein of 401 amino acids. Gene Ontology annotation, biological process: iron import into the mitochondrion. Gene Ontology annotation, molecular function: ferrous iron transmembrane transporter activity. Gene Ontology annotation, cellular component: mitochondrial membrane. Lineage: Eukaryota; Metazoa; Chordata; Actinopteri; Perciformes; Sebastidae. The transcript is spliced from 4 exons. The record is from RefSeq and is a predicted model, not a curated record.